Solea solea (common sole) is the source of this 25504-nucleotide messenger RNA. It is a transcript of the gene macf1a, whose product is annotated as microtubule actin crosslinking factor 1a. The coding region runs from base 286 to 24852 and encodes 8188 amino acids. The record is from RefSeq and is a predicted model, not a curated record. Gene Ontology annotation, biological process: intermediate filament bundle assembly; wound healing. Gene Ontology annotation, molecular function: calcium ion binding; keratin filament binding; structural molecule activity. Lineage: Eukaryota; Metazoa; Chordata; Actinopteri; Pleuronectiformes; Soleidae. Gene Ontology annotation, cellular component: cytoskeleton; membrane; cell junction. The transcript is spliced from 106 exons.
CAUUCAUGAUCACGCUGCCUUCCUUUCUCCUCCGCCUCAGUUUCGCUCCGUCUCGGGAGGAAUCGAAGGAACAUUAAUCCCGGAUCCGUGGAGCGGAAACCCUCCAUCCAUCCGUUCAUCCAACCAUACAUCCAUCCACACAGCGAUACACCCGGCAGGAGGAGAGGCAGCAGCAGCAGCGGCAGCGGCGGCGGCGGCGGCGGCAGGCACCAUCCUCUCCCCGGCCUCCCUCGCUCUCUGCUCGGAUUCCAGGAGCGCUGCUGCCCGGUGAAGCUCUGAAGUGACAUGGAGUCGUCAGAUGAUGAUACUCUCAGCGAGCGCUCCUGUGUCAGCGAGCCGUCCUUCCGCAGCGAGCGCUCGGGGGGGUCGCUGUCCCCGUGUACGUCGGGACUGGUGGGGCCACCGGGGGACACUUUACCGUGGAACCUGUCCAAACAUGAGAGGAGGAAGAGGAAGAGCCAGGACUCUGUGCUGGACCCGGCGGAGAGGGCAGUGGUUCGAGUCGCAGAUGAGCGGGACAGGGUGCAGAAGAAAACCUUCACAAAAUGGGUCAACAAACAUCUCAUCAAGGUGAGGAAACAUAUCACAGACUUGUACGAAGACCUGAGGGAUGGACACAACCUCAUCUCCUUGCUGGAGGUUCUCUCUGGAGUCACGCUGCAACAGAAAAGCGUCCCUCCUUCAAAAAGGGCAUACGCCUCGCGGGCCCCCCCUCUCAUCUUGCUCAGAGGGGAGGAUGACGAGGAGGAAGGAGCUCAGGGACCCAGAGAAAAGGGGAGGAUGAGAUUUCAUCGACUACAGAAUGUCCAAAUAGCACUGAACUUCCUCAAACAGAGACAGGUCAAACUUGUGAACAUCAGGAACGACGACAUCACAGACGGGAACCCCAAACUCACAUUAGGUCUCAUCUGGACCAUCAUCCUCCACUUUCAGAUCUCAGAGAUCUACGUGUGUGGCGAGUCGAGCGACCUCACAGCCAAAGAGAAGCUGUUGUUAUGGAGCCAGCAGGCGACAGAAGGCUACACCGGCCUCCGCUGCGUCAACUUCACCUCGUCCUGGAGCGACGGACGCAUGUUCAACGCUCUGCUGCACAGAUACAGGCCCGACCUGAUCGACAUGGAGGUGCUGUCUCAGCAGAGUAACCGUGAGAACCUGGAGCAGGCCUUCGAGAUCGCAGAGGCGUUAGGAGUGACCAGACUGCUGGACGCUGAGGACGUGGAUGUUCCUUCUCCAGAUGAGAAGUCCGUCAUCACCUACGUCUCUUCCAUCUAUGAUGCUUUCCCCAAAAUCCCUGAGGGAGGAGAGGGCAUCACUGCACAUGAGGUGGACCAGCGCUGGUCGGAGUAUCAGUCCAGGUUCUCGUCUUUGCUCCAGUGGAGCCGCCAGCAUACGGCCGUCAUGGCCAACAAGAAUUUCCCACAAAACCCUGUAGAACUCAAGGCACUUUACAACGAGUACGUCCAUUUCAAGGAGACGGAGAUCCCUGCAAAGGAGGUGGAGAAAGGUGACGUCGAACACCUCUACAAACUGCUGGAGGUGUGGAUCGAGUUUGGUCGUAUCAAACUUCCUCAGGGCCUCCAUCCUAACGAUCUUGAGGAGGAGUGGGGCAAACUCAUCCUGGAGAUGCUGGAAAGAGAGAAGGCUCUAAGGCCGGCUGUGGAGAGGUUAGAGCUGCUGCUUCAAAGGGCCAAUAAGUUUCAGAACAUGGCUCUGGACUGUGAGGAGAAACUGACCCUCGCCAGGAACACACUCCAGGCUGACAUGUCUCGGGUGGAGAGCGGCGAGGUGGUGCAGUGUGAGAAAGAACUGGCCUGUUACCUGCAGGACUGCGAGUCUCUGAUCCAAGAUCUCGACCAGGAGCUCAAAGUCCUGCGAGAGGACAACUAUUAUCAGGUGGAGCAGCUGGCGUUCAGAGUGUCCUGCCUUCAGGAGGAGCUGGUCUCCCUCAGACUGCAGUGCUCCAGCGUCUACAGGAAAGGACACUUCACUCAGACUCUGGGCAGCACCGCAGCGGAGCACACCAGGCAGCGAGCCACCGACGGCGGCCUCUCACUGGGGCAGACGCUGCUGGGAGCAGUGGGAGCUGUGGGAGCCGUGGGAGCCGCGCUCCUUAGGCGACCCAUGGCUCGCUCUCAGCUGGUGGCCAUGUCUUCAUCCGAGGACGAAGGAAGCCUGAGGUUCAUCUACGAGCUGCUUGGAUGGGUGGAAGAGACUCAGGAGCUGUUGGAGCGAGCAGAGUGGGGCGCAGACCUUCCAUCUGUGGAAAACAACCUUCAAGAGCACAACGACGUACACACAGCGGUCGAGGAGUUAAUGAGCAGCCUGCAGGAAGCACGGAGCUACGAGGCAAAAGUUUCCCCGAAUUUCAAGGGCAGUUACUCUGAAACCCUGGCAAAGCUGGAGCACCAAUACUGCAAACUACUGGAACACUCGUCAUGGCGCCUGCGGAGCUUGGAGAGCCUGCACGCGUUCGUGUCGCACUGCACUGAGGAGCUGAUCUGGCUCAACGAGAGGGAGGAGGAGGAAAUCGCCUACGACUGGAGCGAGAGCAACGCCAACAUGAGCGCAAAGAGAGAAUUGUACAGCGAAAUGAGGUCAGAGCUGGACGAGAAGCGGGAUGUGAUGCGGUCGCUGCAGGACACAGGGAGUCGUCUGUGUCUGGAGAAUCAUCCCGCCAAACAGACUGUGGAGGCGUACAGUGCAGCGCUGCAGACUCAGUGGCAGUGGGUGGACCAGCUGUGUGUGUGUGUAGAACAACAUCUCAGAGAUAACACGGCAUACUUCCAGUUUAUGAGCGACGCCCGGGACUGUGAGUCGUACCUGCGACAGCUCCAGGAAACCAUCAAGAGACAGUACACCUGUGACAAGAACAGCAGACUCAGCAAACUGGAAGACCUGCUGCAGGACUCCAUGGAGGAGAAGGAGCAGCUGAUCGAGUACCGGAGCACGGUGGCAAGUCUGGUGGGCCGGGCCAAGACGGUGGUGCAGCUCCGCCCCCGCAGCGCGGAAAGCAACCUCGCCGUCACCACGCCCAUCAAAGCCAUCUGCGACUACAGACAGAUAGAGAUCACAAUAACCAGAGGAGAGGAGUGUGUUCUGGAGGACAACUCCCAGAGGACCAAGUGGAAGGUGAUCAGUCCCACGGGGAACGAGGCCAUGGUCCCGUCAGUGUGUUUCACUGUCCCACCUCUAAACCAGGAGGCUAUGGACACAGCCGGCAGGGCGGAGCAGUCGUACCAGAAGGUCAUGUCUCUGUGGCAUCAGCUCCACGUGAACAUGAAGAGCGUGGUUUCCUGGCACUACCUGCUCAAAGACAUCAGGACCGUCUCCACGUGGAACCUGGACACAGUCCGACGUCAGUCUCCGUCGGAGCGGCAGCAGGUCCUCGAUCACCUGGAGUCCCAGUUGGCCGACUUCCUGUCCGACAGCAAAGAGAGCUCUCUGUUCACGCCGGCCGAGCGACGGGAGCUGGAGAGGGACGUGCAGGAGGCCCAGCGGCACUGUCAGGACCUGCUGCUCAACAUGGAGACGGUGGAGAAGGACGAGUCAGUGUCUCGCUCGUACCUCUCAGAGCUGCAGAACGUCACCCUCCGCCUGAACGACGCAGAGCAGAGACUGAUGAGAGGGAUUCAGACUCCGCCCUCCAGCAGGCUGUCGGGAGACAGUGCUGACAACACUCUCCAGAUUGCAGAGCAGGAGAGGCUGCAGUCAGAGCUGGACGCCCUGCGCUCCGGUUUGGGCGACGUGUCUCGCCGCUGUGUCAGCUUCUUCGAGGAGAAGCCGACUUCCUCCAGCGUUCCCGCCCUCCGCUCCGAACUCAGUCAGGCGGUGGAAAAGACGGACAAACUGCACAACCUCUCGUCCGUCUACUUAGAAAAGUUAAAGACGGUCGACGUGCUGAUUCGUAGCCUGGAUGAAGUGGAGAGCCAGGUCAGGAAGUACGAGAGCAGACUGAGUGAAGAGGACAUUGUCCCUGCGGACACCACAGCCAUUCACAAUCUCAGAGAUCAAUUAAAGUCGUGGCAGGACGAGCUCGCCGAGCAGGAGGACAUCUUCCAGUCUCUGCACUCCGUUGUGCUUCGAGCCAAAGAGGCGGGGUCUCAGCUCAGUAGGCUCCACCCUGACCGCAGCCCUGAGCUGGAGCUCUACCAUGACAAAGCCAAUCAGAUGACGGACCGAUGGAGCGCUGUGAGGAGACAGAUUGAGACUCGACGAGCCGACCUAGAAUCCCUGGGCUCGGCGCUGCAUCACUACAGAGACGGUCACUCGGCUUUGAUCCAGUGGAUCGAAGACACGACAGAGAGACAAGAAAACACACAGUCUGGACAGACUGACAGCAAAGCUCUGUCCGAGCAGCUGGCCCAGCAGACGGCAUUAGUAGCUGAGAUUGAACAGAACCAGACCAAGCUAGAUGAGUGUCAGGCUCACUCCAAACAGUACUGCACAUCAGUGAAGGACUAUGAACUCCAGCUGAUGACGUACAGAGCCUUUGUAGAGUCCACACACAAGUCGCCUGUCAAGAGGAGGAGGAUGCACUCGUCCUCUGACGCCAUCACUCAGGAGUUUAUGGACUUGCGCACACGCUACACAGCCCUGGUCACCUUGACGACCCAGCACGUCAAAUAUAUCAGUGAUGCACUGAGAAGACUAGAAGAAGAAGAGAAAGAGGUGGAGGAGGAGAAGCAGGCCAGGGUCGGCCAGGUUUCAGAUCUGACGGGCUGGGUCAAAGGUCUCCAGGGACGAACCGGGGGUUCAAACCCAGAGUCUUCACUUGCUGCUCAACAGGUCAUCAGCGAACAGCUCGCAGCUAAGAAGGACGAAGUGGCUGAAGCAAUACGGAGCACAGAAGUCUUCCUGAUGUCAAAACAGGCCAGCAAAUUGUCGCCAGAGGAGCGAGCUAACGUGGAGGCUCAGCUGGAGGAGCUGACGUCCACCUACAACCAGAUGUGCGAUUCUUCUACACAACAGCUGCAGCAGCUGGAGCAGCAACUGGCCAAAGAGGAGGAGAGAAAGAACCAAGUUGCCAUCGCUGGAGUAAUCGACCUGGGAACAGUGGAAACAUUCUCAGUGUUCCAAGCAGCCCAACGUGGUCUUAUUGACCAAGACACCUGUCAUGUACUAUUGGAGGCCCAGCUCAUUAUGGGUGGGCUUGUCCAGCCUGACUCUCCUCUCUUCCUUUCACUGGAACAAGGUCUUUCCCAAGGCCUAAUUAAUACCCAUACCAGGCAGUCACUUUCUGGGCUAGAGAGUGCCUUGAUUUUGGUGGAAAAAUCUGAAUGUUUAGGUGACCACCAACAAAUUGUGUUGCCAGUAGCCAGAGCCAUAGAAUCUGGGCUCAUCAAAGAGGAGGUGGGCCUCCGCAUUCUGGAACUCCAGAUGAACACUGGAGGUCUAAAAGACUCAACAGGAAGGAUGAUAAGUUUGGAGCGAGCAGAAGAUAAGGGACUUUUGUCUCCUAAAAUGCUUAGAAAACUCCAAUCGAUGAUACAAAAUAGAGAGCUGAUCGAUCCAAACACGGCUGAAAAAUUAAACCUAAAUGAGCUCCAACAGCGCUGUGUUUAUGACGAUGACUCAAAUCUCCUUCUCUUCCCAGUCAAACAGCAACCUGGAGGAACAGUCUGCCUCCGCUCUGGAAGAAAAGUUGGCAUCUUUCGUGCAGUCCAGGAAGGUCUAAUUGAUCGGAAAGUUACUGUAAGACUUCUUGAAGCUCAGCUCUUUGCUGGAGGUAUUACUGAGCCACGCUCAGGCCAUCGUCUGACAAUUGAUGAGGCUGUUCGUCAUGGGUUAAUGGACCAGGAUCUAGCAUGUGCCAUGUUUGCACGUCAGCUGCAAAAUGGGGGAAUUAUUGAUCCUUUCAAUGGCGAACGCCUGGAUUUGGAGGAAAGUAUUGGUAGAAACCUUCUGUCCACUCGUUUGGCUCUCUUGGUGCUUGAGUCUCUUUGGGCUUUCAUGGGACUGCUCUUACCUGAAUCUGGAGAACUUCUGCCUAUUGCUGAGGCUCUACAACAAGGAGUGAUCUCUGGAGAGCUAGCAAGAAAUAUUCUGGCACAGCGUCAUGUCGUUGGAGGACUGUACAACCCUGAGACCCUCCAGGUGAUACCUCUAAACCAAGCUGCUGAAGAGGUGCUUGAGUCUAGUGUCGUCAGUUUUCUCAAAGAUACCCACAUCCCUGAUGUUCUUCGCAACAUGAAUAAAUCUGGUACACCAUCUCUAAACCGUUUGAGCUGGGGUUCCACCAGCUCCACUCCACCUCCAUCAUCUCCACUCCCUUCAUCAUCUCUUGCAGACACUUUGUGGGAUGUUAAACCAACAGAUGGAUUGGAUCCCCAAGAACAAGCACGACACAAGCUACUGUUUCACCUCAUGACCCACAGUUAUGUGGAUGCUCACUUCGGAAAACGGCUGGUACUGCUUGACCCUGAACUAGUAGAGCUGGUCAAAGCUACUGAACUGUUUGCAGAAGACUCUUUAAUUGGAAGUCUUGUGGAGCCUCAACAUACAUUAGCCACAGGUGAGCAGGGCGAGAUGAAUGUACUAGGAGAUUUGAGUUUGACCGAUAUAGAGAUGAAUGAUAAACAAACUAAAGUUGUAGAGGCAAGUUCUAAUGUAGGCACACCAAAUAAGGAUUUGGAGCUUGAUCGUACAGUUGGCCAAGAACAUUGGUAUGAUGGAGACGAUGACAAUAAAUCACAAAGUGAUUUUGCCAUUGCAGCUCCAGAAAAAAUCAAAAAAGCAGAAGUAAAAGGUAAAAAGAAAAAACGCUCCAGUCUUGAAAGUUUAGUGGUUCCAGAUCCAGGGGAGCUGGUCGGAACUGAUUCCAAACCCAGAGAUGGUAGUGGUCUGGAGACACAGAGCAUAACCAUGAACAUUGAUAGAAAGAGAGUCACAGAACCAAUUCAAUCAGAGGAAGUCAUUGAAAGAAAAAUAUUAAAGGAAACCAUCCCAGUGGAAGCAAAACUAAAUGUCACACAGUCUGAAGAUAGGAAAGAUAUGAAACGUUCCCACACUGAACCAGAAAGGAUCAAACAUACAUUACCCAUUAAAGACACUGACACAGGAAUCUGUGAAUAUGAGGUUGAUGUUAUUGAACCGGUAGCGGAGGAGGAAGAGGAAAACGUUGAAAUGGCAAGGCUAGUUGAAGAGCUCAAACAGGGAGGUCUAAUGACAGAAGAAGGAGAAAAGCUGCUUCCAGAUGAGGCAGUAGCUCAGGGUGUUCUUCCUGGUCAUACUGCAGUUAAACUAAUGGCUCAGGCAGGUCUCUUUGGUGGUUUCCUAGAUACCAGCAGUAGUGAGUCCCUUAGCAUCGAGGAUGUUAUGCAGGAGGGUUUACUCGAUGAAGAGCUGAUGUGGAGUGUCCUGAAGUCCGAUAAAACCCUUGCAGGGAUUGUGGAUGGGGAAAAAAGACAGAUAUGUGGGGUAAGGGAGGCUGCUGAGGCAGGGUUGAUCGACCCCAACACUGCUGCUCGACUGUUAGAAGCCCAGGUGGCAUCUGGGGGAAUUGUAGACCUACAGAGGGAUAAGAAAGUCUCUGUUACUCUUGCAGCCAACCUGGGUUUGAUUGAGCAGGAUCAGAGAGAGGAACUGGUGGCACUAGAGAAGGCAUACAAAGGAAAAGACACUGAUUCAGUAACAGCUCUGAAAAAAGCCAGUUUACAGCUACAGAUGGAAGGCGUUAUUGACCCAGAGUCUAAGUCUCCUGUUCCCCUUGAGCAAGCAAUUCAGAAAGGGUUAAUUACAUCAGAUGAGUCAUAUCGGGCAUUAGCAAGGCAGGUUGCAGAGGGUGGUAUAAUACAUCAUGCUUCAGGACUAAGGCUUUCUGUCUCUGAUGCUGUUGAAAGAGGAUUAGUGGAUCGGUCUUUUGCUCCUGCCUUGGAGGAACUAGAGUGGGUCUACCAAGGAAGAGUCAGCCCAUCAUUUCACCCAGAGGCUAUUGUUUUCCAGGCAUCGACUGGGGCUAUUUCAGACCCUAAAUCUGGAUGUAAACUGACAUUGACAGAAUCAGUUUCAAAAGGUCUCCUGGAUGCAAACACAGCUAGUGAGGUCAUGGAUUCUCCGGCAGUGACACAAGGACCACUGGACCCCCAAACUGCACGCAUUGUGCCUUAUUCUGCACUUGUAAACCAGGGUAAGAUAGAUAUUGAAACAGGUAAACGUUUCUUAGAGGUGAAACCAUUCAGAGGUGUUCAGGAUGAGCAAACAGGAGACAUUUCUACCCUUUCUGAAGCUGUUGCAUCAAAGAAAGUUGAUCCAGUUCCAGCAAUGAGGCUACUACAAAGCCAGGCUGAUAGUGGAGGGAUUGUUGAUAUCAAGACUGGAGAAAGGCUCCCCCUACUUGAAGCCUGUAAAAGAGGGUUAAUUGGCAUUGAUAUGAUCAAGGAAAUUGCCACCAGCCAGAUCUCGAAAGGAGGCCUCAUCGACCCAAUUUCUAGACUAAGAGUCUCUAAUCUCAGUGAUGCUGUUGCAGUUGGACUGAUAUCCAGAGAUGUAGCUUCUGAGAUUCAGGACAGAGCGGCCUCUGCAGAAAUAGAGGAACAUGAUGAUUGUUCUACACCUGUUGCCUCAUCAAUAUACAGCCCUGCUAUUACUAUGUCAGUGUCAAGCACAGACAGUCCAGCAAACUGGUCAGACAUAAGCAUGGACAUGUCCUCAAGGUCUCCACUUUCUACAAAUGGUCUUGUAUUUACACAGUAUGAUGAAAACGCAGGAACAUCUUCAGUAUCAGAUAAAUCCCCGUUUUAUGAAGAAAAGGACAGAGAAGAGUGGCCAGUGUCCGUAGGAGAGAUGCCUUUUAACGAACCAGACCAGUCCAUGGACCUAUUGUGUAAUUUUGCAGCUAAUGUUGAGAAAAGAAUUCAGCAAGCCAUUGACGAGAUAGGACCACAAAAAGACACCAAUGAAAUAGAGAGACUUCCUAAACAGGAAACUGAUGACAAACUGCUGAUAAGUGAGGGUAAGACUGAUGAUAACCAAACAGAGAGUGUUUUCAUUGCAGAAUACUUGAAACCACAUGUCUCUGAUACUGGCAAAGAUUCCCAGAAAGAGGUGAGAGUCGAGGCUGCUGUUUUGAAGCCAGAUGAAGAACCUGUUGAGGUUGAGAAAAAGGAGUGUAGACCCUGUGAUGAGAGCACAUCAGUAACUGCUUCUGAAGUUGUAAACCCUCCUGUGGCAGGUGAGAUUGUGAUGAGAGCUGAGAGAGAAUGUAAAGACGGCCCCGAGCUGCCAAAAUUAAAUGAGGAAGAAUAUAGAAAGAGUGAUGUGGUGAAACAGAGGGAUGACAAUUUAGAGGGUAGAAGUAAAGUAAUGGAAAGAGAGACAGAGGUCAAGUCUAUCACUGACAUGGAGCAGUCAGGCCAGUUGUUGACCCCUUCAUCAAACCAGGCCGAAAGCAAAAGCAAGAAGAAGAAGAAGAAUAGAAAUGGAAAGGGAAAGGGUAAAGAAGCAGAAAGUGAAGUACGAUCUUCAGAGAUAAAACAGCCAUCUGUAACUGAUGAAGCUGUUGCAGAAAUUGAAGUAAAGCCCGAGGCUGUAAAUGCAGUCACGGAUACGAUUGUAUCACAAGACAAAUGCGACAAAUUGCAUAUUCAUGGUCAGAAAACCUCUAGUGUUUCCCCCAAUGAAGAAAAUGAAGUAAAGAUUGAGAGCAAAAAUGAUUUGGUGAGACAGGGACAAGAGUCAAUUCCACCUACUGUGGAAGAACAGAACACAGAACAUAUUACUGAGCCAGAAAAGAAAGUGAUUGAAAUCAUGUUUUCUAAGGAUGUAGAACAAAUUGAGAGGAGGGAGAAAGUAGAGCAGCAGAAAGACGUUAAAGAGGCUGCCCCUCUUAAACCAGAACAAGAAAGUAGUCAGGAGGUAAAGAAAAGAAAGGAGCAAGAAUUGCCUCAGAAGUCCUCUCUACCAGAAGAUGAGAAAGCAGCCUUGCUACUCAAAGCUAAAGAGAGCAUUUUCAAAAAGGUGUUUGAAAAAGGAGUGAGUGGCAAGCAGACUGCUGAAGAGCUACAUGUCCUGCGAAAAGAGGUGGGCAAGAGGGAGAUUCAAGGCACAGCUGUCAAACAUGUAAAGGGUAAAAGUCCGCCACCUAAGGUUGAUGAAGUGGAGCAUCACAAAGUCGAAGGUGAAAGUGUCCAGAGAUUGAAUGCUUCAUUAAAAGAAAAUGAGGAAGUGACAAGCGUCAAGGAAGACGGAUUGAAAUUGACAGGGGUCAAAGAAGAAAGGUCUGCAGAGAAACUUUCGAUAAAGAAGGACAUGGAUACCAAACUAUUAGAUGCUCCUUCACAAGAAAAGGAAAAGAUCAGUCCUGAAAAGGAAGAUGAACAAAAAGGUGCUGAAGCAACACCAUCCGUCAAACCUAAAGAAAUUCAGCAUAGUAAACGGAACAAGAAGAAGUCUAAGAUUCCAAAAGUGUCAGACAAAGCUGAGCCCAAAAUUGAGAAAUUAAGAAUGAAUGAAAUUAAUGAUUCUGACUUAACAACAGAAAUGACCACAAAACUAAAUUUAGAAAGUCAGAUUUUGAAAAAGGAGCAGAAAAUGGACAAACCGGCUGAUGGUCAGGCAGACAGUGAAGUCAUCCAGCCUUCAGCUGCUGAUAAUGAACUGGAGACCUCUGCAGGUACUAUUAAAAGGGCUGAAAACAGACAUCAGUCAGAAGAGCCUAGUUACAUAGAGGAACAUGCAAACAGUCCAGAGGUUACAUCAAUCAAAACUGAAGAAUCCCUAUCAGAAACCACAAGUGAAGAUAAAUCUAUUGAGGCUGUUCCAUCCAAGCCGGAUGUCCAGCCCACAACUCAGUGUAUGGCUGCUGGCACACAACAAGUUAAAACAGCUACAAAUAGUAAAAAGAAGAAAGGUCACCAACCCUCUGAAGAUAAAGUUAUAAAUGUUCCAGAGUCAAAAUCCAUAAAAGAGGAACAUCAGAGUCCUGAGACUUCAGAAUCAGCGCCUUCACUCUUAGAAGACACUUCAGCUGAGUCUGAAUCACCUGGAGUCCCUGAGUCUGAUACAGCCACAACAGAAAUGACCACAAAACCUACAGUGGCAAAAACUAAUUUAGAAAGUCAAAUUUUGAAGAAGGAGCAGAGAAUGGACAAACCUGCCGAUGGUCAGGCAACCAGUUAUGUCAUCGAGGCUGUUCCAGCCAAACCAGAUGUUCAGCCCACAACUCAGCGUAUGGCUGCUGGCACACAAGAACUUAAAGCAGCUACAAAGGGUAAAAAGAAGAAAGGUCACCAACCCUCUGAAGAUAAAAUUACAAAUGUUCCUGAAAAAUCCAUAAAAGAGCAGCAACAAAGUCCUGAGACUUCAGAAUCAGCGUCUUCACUCUCAGAAGACACUUCAGCUGAGUCUGAAUUACCUGGAGUCCCUGAGUCUCAUACAGCCACAACAAAAAUGACCACAAAUCCAAAUUUAGAAAGUCAAAUUUUGAAGAGGGGGCAGAGAAGAGACAAACCUGACAUUGUUCAGGCAACUAGUGAUGUCAUCCAGCCUUCAGCUGCUGAUCAGCCUAUCGAACUGGAGACCUCUGAAAGUACUAUUGAACGGGCUGAGAACAGACAACAAAGUCCACAUUUGCAUCAGUCAGAAGAGCCUAGUUACAUAGAGGUACAUGCAAAAAGUCCAGAGGUUACAUCAAUCAAGAGUGAAGAAUCGGAAACCAGAAAUGAAGAUAAAUCUAUUGAGACUGUCUCAACCAAACCAGACAUCCAGCCCACAACUCAGCGUAUGGCUACUGGCACACAACAAGUUAAAACAGCUACAAAAAGUAAAAAGAAGAAAGGUCACCAACCAUCUGAAGAUAAAAUUAUAAAUGUUCCAGAGUCAAAAUCCAUAAAAGAGGAACAUCAGAGUCCUGAGACUUCAGAAUCAGCACCAUCACUCUUAGAAGACACUUCAGCUGAGUCUGUAUCACCGAGAGUCCCUGAGUCUGAUACAUCCACAGCGGAAAUGACCACAAGACAAAUUUUGAAGGAGCAGAGAAUGGACAAACCUGCCUAUGUUCAGGCAACCAGUGAUGUCAUCCAACCUUCAGCUGCUGAUAAGGCUAAUGAUCUGGAGAUCUCUGCAAGUACUAUUGAACGGGCUGAGAACAAACAACAAAGUCCACAUUUGGAUAACUCAGAAGAGCCCACUUACAUAGAGGAACAUGUAAAAGAGGUUACAUCAAUCAAGAGUGAGGAAUCUCUAUCAGAAACUAGAAGUGAAGGUGAUUCUAUUGAGGCUGUUCCAUCCAAACCAGAAGUCCAGCCCACACCUCAGUUGAUGGCUACUGGCACACAACAAGUUAAAACAGCUCCAAAAGGUAAAAAGAAGAAAGGUCACCAACCUUCUGAAGAUAAAAUUACUGAUGUUCCUGAGGAACAGCAAAGUCCUGAGACUUCAGAAUCAGCACCUUCUCCCUUAGAAGACACUUCAGCUGAGUCUGAAUCAUCUGCAGUCCCUGAGUCUGAUACAGGCACAGAGAGUUUUGGAGAGGAAGAGGAAGAUAUCAGAGAGGGACAGGAACGUUUCUCCAACAAACAAAAGAUUCCAUCACUCACUGCUAAGUCCUCUUUAAGGCGUCAGGAGUGUUUGGAGCAUGACCAGCGAAUCGUAGCCUUGGUGUCGAUGGUCAGACAUAUGGACGUGCGGCUCAAACAGCAGCAGCAGCAGUCUGUUGGCCGCAGCCUUGUCGCACUGGACGAUAUCAUCAGACAGACCGAGACUCUGGACCUUGAACUGCGAGACUUGGAGCCGGAGAUCACCAAAGAGGUGGAGGCUGCCGAGCGUUUGCUGAAGCCCCAACAUAAAGAUGUUCCCCCGCAGCUCCUAUUGGCUCUAGAAAAGGACGGGCGUAGUUUGGCCCGAGGGUAUGAGGCUUCCAGAGGUCUCUCUGAGGACAUUCUGAAAGGCCUGCGAGAACACAGAGACUCAUACAAGGAGGCAGUAACAGCCGAGCACAAGUCACUCGGACGACAAGUGGAGAGUCUGCUCUACUGGCUGAAAGGAACAGAGGCUCAGAUGGAUGGAGGAAUGGCAGGGAUGGAAAAAAUAGAGAAGUCAGAGAAACAUGACAAUGACGAUCAGCUGAUGCAGCAGCUGAAUCUGUGCAAGGAGCUUCAGGCCUCUCUGACGGCUCGCUCCAGCGAGGUCAACAACGUGGCCUUUGAAAUCCAGGUGUUCAUCUCGGAGCGAGCUCAGGACCUGGUGCCCGAGCAGAGCAGGCAGCUCCUGGGUCAGCUCCAGCAGCUCCAGAGGGCCUUUCACAGAGCGUCGGGCCAAGCCCAGGCCUGGGCUGAUGCACUCUCUGCCCAGAGAGCGAGGGAGGAGGAGAGGCAGCGCAGGGAGAGGGUGAAAGAGGAGGAGAAGGACAGAGAGAGGCAGAGUCAGAGGGAGAAAGAGGUGGUCCAACAGCAGAAAGCUGAAUGCUCUCAGAAACUAGAAGACCUGACCAUGUGGAUGGCUGGAGCCGCCAGUUUGCUGGCCAGUCAGAAAGCUGGAUUAGAGUCAGGUGACGUGAACGUCCUGCAAGAGAAGCAGAAGAAACUGAAGGACGUACAGAAGGACCUCCAGGCGAAGAGCGAAGGCAUAGCCGAAGCCAUCCGCUCGGUGGAGGACUUGCUGGCAGAGCGGGGCGAGAGUCUGAGCCUGCAGGAGAGAGAAAACCUCCAGAGGGCGCUAACGAGAAUGAAAGAGCAGUACAGCGCCCUCACAGAUUCAGCAAACACGUCGGUGUCUGAGCUGGACACGGCCAUCAACGACACUGUCCAGCAGAACACACAGAGGGCAAAGGCAGAGGAGGAACUCCAAGAAACACGAGGCCAGAUUGACUCGCUGCUGACUGAGUUGUCCUCCGUCAACCAACCAGACAGGAGAGGAAUUCAAUCAGUUACGGCUCAAAGUGUUUGUGAUUCAUCAUUCUCACAGCCUGAGGGCGCCGUCAUGUCACACACAGAGAUGCUGCAGACGGAGCUCCAGCAGCUUCAGUCUCAACAGGCUCAGCUUCUUCAAAUCACACAGUCGACUCGGUCUCUUUUGGACCAGCCGGACUCGACCGUUCCUCCUGAAGAGAAGCAGCGACUCCGAGCUGCCCUGGACCAGCUGCAGGCCCAGCACCAGGACAAGCUCCAGAGCUGCCAGGACCGUCUGAGGAAGUCAGAGGCUCUAAAGGAUGAGUUUACAAAGUUCCUCCAGGAACAUGGAAGUCUCUGUGCCUGGCUGGAACAGAGUGAACAGGAGCUCCGUUCCCUGGGGGAAGGAGAAACCGACGCACAGGGACUGAAGGGCAGGCUGGACGAGCACAGAAAGCUUGCCGAGGAUGUGAUAUGUCACAAGGCGGACCUGCGUUUCGUCUCCAUCUCUGGUCAGAAGGUUCUAGACUCUGUUCAAGGAGCUCUGGAGCAGGUUGGAGGCUCUGAUCCAGCUCUGGAUACCACCAAGCAGCUGGUCACCGACAAGCUACAGGACGCAAACCACAGAUACACAACCCUACACACUAAAUCCACAGAUCAGGGUGGUCGUCUGUCCGGCCUGUUGGAGCGGUACCAGCAGCACCAGGACGAGGUCGUAUCCCUCCACUCCUGGCUCAGCACUCAGGAACAGAAACAAAGCAUAGCCAAGCCCAGCGGGGACACAGACCCACAGAACCUGCAGAACACACUACGACAAGUACAGCUCCUGCAGGAUGAACUGGCAGAGCGCUCCGUGCAGCUGGAGAAGGUGAAGAGAGCAGGAAGAGAUCUGGUCAGCACGGAUGAAUCUCCUUCCCUCAAAGCUGUCGACAUCCUCUGUGCUGCAGAUGGUUUAGAGAAGAGAUUUGGAUCGCUCUCUGCUUCCGUCUCUGAACGAGCCGAGCAGCUUCAGACGGCCGUGGCUCAGUCUGUCAGUGUGCAGGAGGGCCUGAAGGGUCUGCUCAGCUGGCUGGACCAACUGGUUCUAAAACCUGGACCGGUGGAGCCCACUGCUCAAGCUGUACAAGACGCCCUCACACAAAACCAGAAACUUCGGCAGGAGCUCCUCUCCCGGCAGGGCAGCGUGGAGGCGACGCGGGACUCUGUUUCCAAACUCCUGCAGAGCUCUGAUGCUUCCACAGCCUCAGGCCUCCAGGGCGCGUUAGACGAACUGACUCAGCGCUACGCCGCAGCUCAAACCAGUCAAGCCCAGAGAGAAUCCGAGCUCAAAACGCUGCUGCCCAGACUGGAGAGCUACGAGCGGCUGGGGACCGACCUCCACGUCUUCGCUCAGACUCGACUGAAGGCUCUGAGCCCGGCAGGCCAGCCAGACCGCAGCGUGGAUGACUACAGGCAAACCAUCGAGGAGGUGAGGACGGAGCUGGAGCAGGAGGCUGGAACUCUGAAGUCCUUCUGCAGCCUCGGCACCGAGCUCAGCCACGGCGACACCUUCAGUAACACUCACAGCCUCCUGGAUAACGUCAGAGGUGUCUCUGACGAGUUCAGCCAGCUGGAGGCAAAUGUCAACGACAGGUUCGCUGCCAUCCAGUCCUGCGAGCAACAGCUGCUUCAAUUCCGCGGACUCUCCGGCUCCCUCGUCAGGUGGCUUCAGGGAGCACAGGAGCAGCUCCCACCCAAAGAGGCAAACGUCAACACCGAUAGUCUGCAGAAAAGAGUCCAGCAGCUCAAGGAAUUGUUGAACGACUGGGAGUCCCAGGGAUCCAGAGUUCAGGACCUGAACAAAACGGGCUCAGAGCUCGAGUCCAUCAUCAUCGACAUCACUGCUCCUCAGACCAAAACUGGUGGCCCUCACAUCAAUGGCUCGUCAGGUCCCAGCAGUGUCAAUGGCAUUCACACCUGCAAAGACUUGACGGAGCUCCAGGUCGCCGUGUCUGAUGUGAACGGUCGAUACGAGACACUGGGCGGAGACUUGAAAGAGCGACUCAGUCGCCAGCAGGCAUCGCUGGAGCUGAGGCAGAAGGCCAGGCAGGGGGCAGACGAGCUCAAGAUCUGGCUGAGCGACAAAGAGCACAGCCUGAAACAGGGACAGACGGCCUCCCCCUCCAAGCCUGAGGUGGUACGUGCCCAGGCCCAACAGAACAAGGCCCUGCUCUCUGAGCUGGCUGAGCAUUCCGACAAGGUGGAGGAGCUGAAGAGCACGCUGAGGAAGCUCAUCGCCGACAACCCCGACUCUCCUGAAGCUGACAGCUGGAGACAACAGCUGCAAGAGAUAGACUCCCGCUGGCAGACGGCCAAUCAGACCGCGGCUCAGAGGCAGACGGAGCUCGAGACGUGCGCCGACCGGCUGGGAAGCUUCGCCUCGGCGGCCAAUCAGCUGGGCCCGUGGCUGAGGGAGAAGGAGCUGAUGAUGAGCGUGCUUGGACCGCUGAGCAUCGACCCCAACAUGCUCAACACGCAGAAGCAACAAGUGCAGUUCAUGCUGCGUGAGUUUGAGACCCGCCGGCCUCAGUUCGAUGAGCUGACCCAGUCCGCUGAGGGAAUCCUCUCCCAGACCUGUGACUCAGCUCAGGACGCUAAGGACCUAGCAGAGGUGCAGACUGAGCUGGGCUCCAUCUCACAGCAGUGGGGAGACCUCACAAACAGACUGAGCCAGAGGUCAAGCCACAUCGACCAGGCCCAAGGAACCAGUGAACGCUACCAGGCGUUGCUGAGGGAACUAUCCUCCAGUGUUUCCACUCUGAGCGAGAGGCUGGAUGCUCAGGCGUCACUGAGUGCUCAGCCUGAGGCGCUGAAACGUCGCCUGCAGGAAACGGGAGAAAUCCGCUCCGAGCUGGAGAGGCGGCGGAGCGAGCUAGCUGAGGCCGAGAGGCUCUGCCAGGAGCUGAGCGCCAUCGUAGCCGAACCUUACCUGAAGGAGGAGCUGAGUAAACGACUGGAGAGUGUGAGCGCGCCACUGCGGAGUCUGGAGGAGCGUGCAGCUGACGGCCUGUCUCAGCUCCAGGCCGCCCUGUCGUCCACACAGCAGUUCCAGCAGAUGUUUGACGAGUUGCGUUCUUGGCUCGACAAACAGGCUGAUGUCAGAGAAUCAUCCAGCGACUCCCUGCCCUGUCAGCCAGAGGCCAUUCGCUCCCUGCUGGCACAGACGGAUGAGCUGCAGCGAGGCAUUGCCAGUCAGCGAGGUUCGUACGAGCUGAUCCAAGCCGAAGGAGCGUCACUGCUCGCCACUCUCCCCGCGGGAGGAGACGAACGGUCUGCCCUUCAGUCUCACCUGGCCGCCCUGCGACAGGACUGGGAGGCUUUAAACCAGAGACUCUCGGAGCGUGAGGGCAAACUGAAGAACACUCUGAGCAAAGCAGAAACCUACCAGCAGCACAAGGCGGAGCUGAAACCCUGGUUAUCAGACUGUGAGCAGAAAGAUGGAGAGAUCCAACCGACACUGGAUGCAUCCGCUCUGGAUGAAGCCUUGCAGAAGGCCAGAGGUCUUUCACUGGACCUGGAGAGACGACAGCCUCUGCUCGAGUCUUUUAACACCGCCGCUGAUCAGCUGCUGGAGCAGUGCUGCAUCGGAGAGGAGGAGGUACGAGAUGAGAAAGCCCAGCUGAACCGCAGGGUGGAUGGACUGGGAGAGAGGCUCCAUAACCGCACCACUCAGCUGGAGGAACUUUCCGGCCGCCUGAAGGAGUUUGAAGAAGGCAGACAGGCUGUGGAGAGGAGACUAGAGGCUGCCAAACACCAGAUUGAAGUCCAGGAGGCUCUAGGUCCUCAGGGCUGCAGUGCCAAGAGUCUGGAGCGACUCCGGUGUCAGCAGGAGAACCUGAGGUCCCUGCAGCCUCAGGUGGUCUACCUCCAAGACCUGGCCCAGGGGCUGGUGCAGGAUGCACCUCAGACACCAGGAGGCAGCACUGAGGGCGCAGGGAGGCUUCAGCAGCAGGCCAAAAACACAGAGGAAGAGUUUGAUGACGUUAUAGGCAAGAUCGAAGGCUGCUGCUCCUCCCUGGAGUCUCGUCUCCAGGGCGUGGGCGAGGUCCAGUCGCACGUGCGCGACGUGUUCUCGCGCCUCGCCGACCUCGACGACGAGCUGGACUCGCUCAGCCCCGUCGGACGCGACGCCGACUCGCUGGCCUCUCAGGCCGACGCGCUGAGGGGCUUCCUGUCGCGGCUCGCCAACCUGCGGACGGAGCUGGAGGCUCACGGUACCGAGUGCGGCGACAUGCUGCGGCGGGAAGGCUCCUCCCCCGACCUCCUGGCCCUCAGGAGGGAGACCGAAGCUCUGAGCCGUCAAGCUGGCAAGCUGAGCGAGCGAGGACAGGCCAGGCUGGACCAGAUCGAGGACGCCGCCGGGCGCGUCCAGGAGUUUUACCGGCAGGUGGCGGAGCUGCAAGGCCUGCUGGGUCGAGCCGAAGAGGGGCUGACGGCGCAGGGUGUCGUCGGCACCGAGGUGGAGAUGAUCAAACAGCAGCUGCAGGAGUUCAAGCUCCUCCAGAGAUUGUUGGACGACCGGCGGCCGACGGUGGAGAUGAUCCGCGCUGAAGGAGAACGAAUCGCGGCCACGGCCGACUCUCAGGACCGGGACAAGAUCCAGACUCAGCUCCAGAGUCUGGCUGAGAGGUGGACCGAGCUGCUGGACAAGGCCAGCGCCAGGCAGCGGCAGCUGGAGGAGCUGCAGGUGUUGGCUCUUCACUUCCAUGAAGCCCUGGAGCCUCUGGGUGAGUGGCUGAGCACCACUGAGAGACGGCUGAGCUCUGCCGAGCCCAUGGGCACACAGACAGCCAAGAUCACACAGCAGAUCAUGAAACACAAGGCUUUCCAAGAGGACGUCUCCUCACGAGAAGCCGAGGUCGACCACCUCGAGUCCCUCGGCCAAUCGCUGACGCCGCUCAGCUGCUCCGCCGACCGCGAUUGGUUGAGCGAGCGCGUGGGCGGCGUGAGGUCGGGCCACUCCGACCUCGCCGACUGGUGCUCACGGCGGGCGGCUCUGCUGGAGCAGGCGCUCGCCAACGCUCAGCUGUUCGGAGAGGACGAGGUAGAGGUGCUGAACUGGCUGGCCGAAGUGGGUCAGAGACUCUCGCAGGUCUCUGUCCAGAGUUUCCAGCCUCAGCUGCUCGCAGAGCAACACAAACACACCCUGGCUCUAAAUGAAGAGAUCGUGAGCAGGAAGAAGACGGUGGACCAGGCCAUCAAGAACGGACAAGCUCUACUCAAACAGACGACCGGCGAGGAGGUUCUCCUCAUCCAGGAGAAGCUGGACGGCAUCAAGUCUCGCUACGCCGAGAUGACGGCCAGCAGCAGCAAGGCGCUCCGCACGCUGGAGCAGGCGCUGCAGCUCGCCACGCGCUUCGCCAGCGCACACGACGACCUCAGCCAGUGGCUGGACAGCGUGGAGGCGGAGCUCAACAACGUGGAGCCCGACGCUGCACCGGCCUAUCAGGAACGACAGAAGGAGCUGAAAAAAGUAUCCGCAGAGAAGCGCCUGGUGUUGGACACGGUCAACGAGGUGGGAAGCGCUCUGCUGGACCUGGUUCCGUGGCGAGCCCGCGAAGGCCUGGACCGCCUGGUCGCCGACUCCCAACAACGCUAUCGCCACGCGGACGAAACCAUCACGCAGCGUGUGCAGCUGGUCCAAGCCGCCAUCCAGAGGUCACAACAGUAUGAAGAGGCGGUGGACGCAGAGCUCGCCUGGGUCGGAGAGACGGAGCGAAAGUUGUCGUCUCUGGGGCCUUUAAGUCUGGAGCCUGAUGUGACGGUGGCUCAGCUCCAGGUUCAGAGAGCCUUCAACAUCGACAUCAUCCGACACAAAGACACCGUGGACCAGCUCCUCAGCACGAGAGACGAAAUCCUGGAGACCUGCAGUGAAGCCCAGAAGGACGCGCUGAUGGUAAAGACCGAUUCUCUGAGUGACCGCUACGACGCGGUGAGCCAGAGCCACAGUGAGCGCUUCUCGGCCCUGGAGCAGGCCCAGGUUCUGGUAGCUCGGUUUUGGGAAACCUACGAGGAACUAGAGCCGUUUUUGGGCGAGACUGAAACCCUCAUCGCUCAGCUGCCGCCACCGGCCAUCGACACAGACGCUCUCAGGCUGCAACAAGACCAGAUGAGGCUUCUCAGGGAAUCCAUCGCAGAGCACAAGCCUCACAUCGACAAGCUGCUGAAGAUCGGACCACAGCUGGCCGAGCUCAGCCUCCAGGAGGGGGCGACGGUGACGCAGCGCUACACCAACGCAGAGAAGCGCUACCUCGCCAUCAAAGAGGAGGUGAAGGGUCGAGCUUCGGUGCUGGAUGAGGCGGUGUCGCAGUCGGCACAGUUUCAUGACAAGAUGGAUCCGCUGUUGGAGACGCUGGAGGGGGCAGUGCAGCGUCUGAGGCAGCCUCCCCCCGUGGCAGCGGAGGUGGACAAGAUCAGGGAGCAGCUGGCGGAGCACAGAGCUCAGGGGCUGGAGCUGGACAAACUGCUGCCCAGCUUUUCUGCCCUGUGCGCCCGCGGAGAGGAGCUGAUCGGACGAGCCGCUCACGACGAUCCCGCUGCUCAGGCCGUUCGUACCCGCCUCCUGCGCCUGCGAUCUCUGUGGGAUGAGAUCCGGCAGCGAGCCGAGGAGAGGGAGGGCAAACUGAACGACGUCCUCGACCUGGCUGGGAAAUUCUGGGCCGACGUGGCGGCGCUCCUGAGCACGCUCCGAGACUCGCAGGACAUCGUGAGAGAGCUGGAGGAUCCCGGUGUGGACCCUUCGCUCAUCAAGCAGCAGAUCGAAGCUGCUGAGGCCAUCAAGGCAGAGACGGACGGCCUGAGGGAGGAGCUGGAGUUUGUCAGGACCCUCGGGGCUGACCUUAUCUUCGCCUGUGGAGAAACAGAGAAACCAGAAGUCAAGAAAACCAUCGAUGAGAUGAAUGCUGCGUGGGAAGGUCUGAAUCGGACAUGGAGAGAGAGGAUGGAGAGACUGGAGGAGGCCAUGACGGCCUCCGUGCAGUACCAGGAUGCACUGCAGUCUAUGUUUGAUUACCUGGACAACGCGGUGAUCAAGCUGUGUGACAUGCCGCCCGUGGGAACUGAUCUGGGGACUGUGAAACAGCAGAUUGAAGAGCUCAAGCAGUACAAGGUGGAGGUUUACCAGCAGCAGAUUGACAUGGAGAAGCUGUGCCACCAGGGGGAGCUGAUGUUGAAGAAAGUCUCAGACCAAACAGACAGGGACAUGAUCCAGGAGCCACUGACUGAGCUGCGCCACCUGUGGGAGAACCUGGGAGAUAAAAUCACUCAGAGACAGCACAAGCUGGAGGCUGCUCUGCUGGCUCUGGGUCAGUUCCAACAUGCCCUGUCUGAGAUACAGGCCUGGCUGAGCCACACACACACCACACUGGACACUCAGCGGCCGGUCAACUCCGACCCCAAGGCCAUUGAGAUCGAGCUGGCCAAACACCACGUUUUGCGUAACGACGUGCUGUCCCAUCACACCACAGUGGAGACGGUGAACAACGCAGCAGCCGAGCUGCUGGAGUCGUCGCCUGGCGAUGAAGCCAGUCACCUGAGGGAUCAGCUGGAUCAGCUCAACCAGAGCUGGGAAAACCUCCUGCUCAAGACGCAGGAGCGGCAGAAGCUGCUGGAGGCCGCUCUGCACCAGGCUGAAGGUUUCCAUGGUGAGUUAGAGGAGUUCCUCCAGUGGCUGAGGAGGACGGAGAGCCAACUGUCAGCCGCCAAACCAACAGGCGGUCUCCCAGAAACAGCCCGAGAGCAGCUCCAGCAGCACAUGGAGCUUCAGGCUCAGCUGACUCAGCGAGCAGACCAGUACCAUCGCCUGCUGGACCAGGGAGAGUCCAUGCUCCUGGCUCGAGGAGGAGAGGAGGCAGGACUCGGUACCACCCAGACCCAGCAGAACCUGGCCAUGCUGCAGAACAAGUGGGCCAGCCUCAACGGCAAGAUGGACGACCGCAGGGCAAAACUGGACGAGGCUGUUUCCUUGGCAACAGGCUUCCAGACGUCCCUGCAAGACACCAUCAACUGGCUGACUCAGGCUGAGCAGACCCUGAACAUGGCGCAGCCGCCCAGCCUCAUCCUGGACACUGUGCUCUUCCAGAUCGAUGAGCACAAGGUGUUUGUGAAUGAGGUGAACACCCACAGGGAGCAAGUCCUGGCUCUGGAAAAAGCCGGCUCUCAGCUUCGUUUUGCCAGCCUGAAGCAGGACGUGGUUCUCAUCAAAAACCUGCUGCUCAGCGUCCAGGCUCGCUGGGACAAACUGGUCCAGAGGUCACUGGACCGCGGCCGACACCUGGAUGAAGCUCGGAAACGAGCCAAACAGUUCCACGAGGCCUGGAGGAAGCUGACAGACUGGCUGGAAGAAGCAGAGAAAAGACUGGACUCAGAGCUGGAGAUUUCCAACGAGCCGGACAAGAUCAAAAUACAGCUGACCAAACACAAGGAGUUUCAGAAAGCCCUGGGUUCAAAGCAGCCGAUGUACGACACCACCGUCAGGUCUGGGAAAGCCAUGAGGGACAAGGCUCAGCUUCCUGCUGACACUCAGAAACUGGAUCACCUUGUCGGAGAAGUCCGGGACAAGUGGGACACCGUCUGUGGCAAGAGCGUGGAGAGACAACACAAGCUGGAGGAGGCUCUGCUGUUAUCAGGACAGUUUGCAGAGGCUCUUCAGGCUCUCGUCGAUUGGUUGUACCGUGUAGAACCUCAGCUCGCUGAAGAUCAGCCCGUCCAUGGAGACCUGGAUCUGGUGUCCAACCUCAUGGACUCACAUAAGGCUUUCCAAAAAGAGCUCGGAAAGAGAACCAGCAGCAUUCAGGCUCUGAAGCGCUCGGCCCGGGAGCUGUUGGAGACUGGCCGCGAUGACACCGCCUGGGUCAAAGUUCAGCUCCAGGAGCUCACCAACCGCUGGGAAACCGUGUGUGCUCUGUCCGUCACCAAGCAGACGCGCCUGCAGCACGCUCUCAAACAGGCAGAGGAGUUUCGCACGUCGGUGCAGGUGAUCCUCGAGUGGCUCUCAGAGGCGGAGCAGACGCUUCGUUUCCGCGGCGUCCUCCCCGAGGAGGCGGAGACUCUGCAGGCGCUGCUGCACACGCACCGCGACUUCAUGGGCACGGUGGAGGAGAAGAGGACGGAUGUCAACAAAGCUGCGGGCAUGGGAGAGGGAAUCCUGACGCUGUGUCACCCGGACUCCAUCACCACCAUCAAACACUGGAUCACCAUCAUCAGAGCCCGAUUUGAAGAAGUGCUGACGUGGGCGAAGCAGCACGAGCAGCGGCUAGAAACAGCUCUGACCGAGGUGCUCAACAACGCCAACCUGCUGGAGGAGCUGUUGUCAUGGUUACAGUUCGCUGAGACCACUUUGGUCCAGAGCGACGCAGAAGCGCUUCCUCAGGACAUCCCUCAACUUAAAAAACUCAUCACUGAACACCAGAUGUUUAUGGAGGAGAUGACGAGGAAACAGCCCGACGUGGACAAAGUGACAAAGACGUACAAGAGGAAACCAGCAGAGUCUUCCAGCAGCCUGUCAGAGAGGAGAGGAGCUCGAAAGCAGCAGCAGCAGCAGCAUCAGCAGGCAGCCAUGCAGCUCUCAGGAGGAAACCCACGUCUCAACCAGCUGUGUGCGCGCUGGCAGCAAGUGUGGCUGCUCGCUCUCGACCGCCAACGCAAACUCAACGACGCUCUGGACAGACUCGAGGAGCUCAGAGAGUUUGCCAACUUUGACUUUGACGUGUGGAGGAAGAAGUACAUGCGCUGGAUGAACCACAAGAAGUCCCGCGUCAUGGAUUUCUUCAGACGCAUCGACAAGGACCAAGACGGGAAGAUUACACGGCAGGAGUUUAUCGACGGCAUCUUGGCCUCAAAGUUUCCCACCAGUAAGCUGGAGAUGACGGCGGUGGCAGACAUCUUUGACAGAGAUGGAGACGGUUACAUCGACUACUACGAAUUUGUCGCUGCGCUCCACCCCAACAAGGACGCGUACAGACCAACCACUGAUGCCGACAAGAUAGAGGAUGAGGUGACGCGACAGGUGGCUCAGUGCAAAUGUGCCAAGAGGUUCCAGGUGGAGCAGAUAGGAGAGAACAAGUACCGGUUCUUCCUCGGGAACCAGUUCGGCGACUCGCAGCAGCUUCGUCUGGUGAGGAUUCUGCGCAGCACGGUGAUGGUGCGAGUCGGAGGCGGCUGGAUGGCUCUGGAUGAAUUCCUGGUCAAAAAUGAUCCGUGCCGAGUGCAAUAUCCAGGACUUAAGAUUCUCCGCUCCGACUCCAGUAGCUCCAUCUCAUCUCGUAUAGUGACAGUCACUCCUGGCUAUUUCUGCUGCCGAGCUCGUGGUCGUACAAACCUGGAGCUGAGGGAGAAGUUCAUCCUUCCCGAAGGAGCCACGACAGGCCUGGCUGCAUUCCGCUCCCGGGGACGACGCUCUAAACCUGGUUCCAGAAACGCCUCCCCCACCCGAUCAUCCUCCUCAGCCUCCCACAGCGGCGCCUCCCUCCCCUCCGCUCCCUCUGCCCCUGCCACACCAACAGCCUCCGCAUCGUCCAGGUCCUCCAAUACUCACUCUCGUGACUAUGCCAAACCCUGGCUGGCACACAGUAAAACUCCAACGUCAACCAAGUGCCACUGCUGCCCAGAUCUCGGUCACAGCCACAUCACUCCUGGGCACGAGGGGGCGGCGUCGGGGUCCAAACUAAAGCGGCCGACGUUUCACUCAAGUCGAGGAUCUUUGACCGGAGAGAACGGAGGAACGACGCACACGAGCAAAUCAGGACGGAGCGAUCCAAAGCGAGGAGCGAGCGGUGCGACCAGUCGCGCCGGCAGCCAGGCGGGCAGCAGAGCCAGCAGUCGCCGCGGCAGCGACGCCUCAGACGCAUCCGAGCUCCAGGACGCUCGCUCCGUCUGCUCCGACACCUCGGACACGCCCAGACGACCAGGGGGCGGUGCCAAACCAUCCAAAAUCCCCACCAUCUCUAAAAAGGCUCCGAGCCCGAAGACUCCGGGGUCUGCGAAGAAAUAACAGCGACCGCCAUUUUGGGUGUGACCGUCCAUCUGCGGGACGAGAGCUGAAGUUUUGACUGAUGUUUAUCAGGGAAAGAAGGAAGUGGAACGACGAGUCCAAUCUCCUUCUCACUCUUUCCGUGUUCUUGACUGAAACAGUAAAAAGGAGAGAAGACCUGGUUUUGUCUUUACCAGGUCAAAGUGUGCGAGGACAAAAACCUGACGCGUCCUCUCGAAGAAGUGAAGCCAGUUUGCCUUCCAGUCUCCUGCUUCCUCUGUCAACUGUUCCCUACACCGGUGAGGAACCAAACCAUCCACGGACUGGACUUGAUGCUGCCUUAUUUAGUGUUACACGCGUCUGCCGCGAUCAGACGCAAGCGACGCAGAACGUCGUUAAACUGCUUUAUAACACACACACACACACACACACACAUACGCACAGUUUCACUGUGAGGCGGUGAAAGGGAGUGGGACACAACACCACCACCACAAACACCAUCACCACCACCGCCUCCGCCGCUGCUGCCGCCUCCACCAGGAAUAUAAAAACACAACGAAAAGGAGGAAAAAAGGCUCAAAUGACAUUCAGGACAAAAAAAAAAAGAAAAGAAUUGUGGGUAAUUAUUUUGGCUUGUGGGCCACAUGCCUCAACGAUGAGUUAAAAAAGAAAA